ACGACCCUCGAACACAGUGCGGGACCGUAGCAGUGAGAGGACUUAAUUUGCUUGUGGGAAAAGUGUGCUUCCCGAUAUCAUCGCUUUGCUGAGGCUUGAAGGGCACCCGAAUAGCUUUCCUUUGGUCAGGAGGAAUUGACUACAACGCACGACUACCAUUGCUAUCCCCGGCACCGCAACGUAACGACCAGCAUAACGGCAACGCGGCAUUCCGAUCGCGCAUCCGAACGACUGCAGAAAGAGUUGGUAAAAAUACCGGUGUGACAGCAAUAAUAGACCAACAGCAGCAGCAGCAGCAGCAGCAGCAGCAGCAGCAGCAGCAGGAAGUAACGUUGGCUGGAUUGGGCUCUCGAAAGCUGUACUGUGGCCCAGGUACAUGAACCCGCGGGAGUGGUGUGGCGCGGCUGCAACAUCCUUUAUACGCCUUUUGUAGUCGACGACUCGCCGCGUACCAAAGGCGAACGCAAGAAAAGCAUUCCACCACCGGAAGGCUAACAGCAAGUGCUCAGCAAGCCACUGUACAACACACAGCAUUCCGGGUUGGCGGCUUCCGAAACAAUAGGCGGAUCGAAAAUGGUGCCCACCAGUGUAAAGUUAGUGAUAUUUUAUUAUUUUAUGGUUGUUUGCGUGUUCAACCCGGUAGACAGCGGAGCGGUGAAGCUAACCAGUGAAAACAUCGACAUGACCCUAGCGUCUAACGAGUUGGUAUUGAUAAACUUUUACGCCGACUGGUGCAGGUUCAGCAACAUCUUACAACCGAUCUUCGAUGAAGCUGCCGAGAAGGUGCAGGCAGAAUUUUCCGAACCAGGGAAAGUGGUUAUGGGUAAAGUGGACUGCGAUCGUGAGUCAGCGGUCGCUUCAAGGUUUCACAUCACCAAGUACCCGACGCUGAAGGUGCUGCGGAACGGGCAGCCCACAAAACGCGAGUAUAGGGGCGCCCGGACGGUGGAAGCAUUCACCGAGUUUAUUCGAAAACAGCUUGAAGACCCGAUCCGCGAGUUCCAGAAUAUCAAGGAUCUAGAACAACUCGAUUCGAAGAAACGCAUCGUGGUCGGGUACUUCGAUCGACGAGACAUGCCCGAAUAUAACACGUUCCGGCGCGUCGCUACCAACCUCAAGGAAGAUUGUCAGUUCCAUGUCGGGUUCGGCGAUAUUGUGCAGGCCUUGCAUCCUCCAGGUCAUCCAAUCAUCGUGUUUCGACCAGACGUAGCCGUGUCGAACGAGAAUGACGAAACAUAUACCGGAGAUCUGCGCAAUUUCGAUGAGAUGAAUAUCUGGGUACAAGAAAAAUGCGUACCACUGGUGCGCGAAAUCACCUUCGAAAAUGCAGAAGAGCUUACCGAAGAAGGUUUACCCUUUUUGAUCCUCUUCUAUGCUCCGGACGAUCUCGAUGCGAUUAAAGAUUUCAAAGCGAUUGUGCAGAUGGAUCUUAUUUCCGAGAAGCAGAAUGUCAAUUUCCUGACAGCCGAUGGAAAGCGGUUCGCUCAUCCGUUGCACCAUCUCGGAAAGACGCAGGCCGAUCUUCCGCUGAUCGCAAUCGACUCCUUCCGGCACAUGUAUUUAUUCCCUAACUUCAAAGAUAUUUAUGUACCAGGAAAACUAAGACAGUUCCUCAGCGAUUUGUACAGUGGUAAACUGCAUCGAGAAUUCCACUAUGGCCCAGAAAAAGAAACGACAGUGGAGGCGAUAGGUACUGAUGACAGCAAAAAACCGACCACGCCACCUGAGUCCACGUUCAAGAAUCUUGGUCCUUCGAAAAACCGUUACACGCUGCUGCGUGACGAACUGUAGGCGUGCGGCCGUUCCUUGGGUCUCUUAAGUCUGUGCCUGUUGUUUUUAUCUCAUUCUAGUUUUACAGUGCCCGUUCGCGAAUGAUGCUGUGAAAUAUUCUCUGGUUCAUGUAGAAUGAGAAAAAGGGCAGAAGGCAGAAACCAACUAGAGAGCUCAUUACAUGGGGAACGGGCAACUUUCCAGUGUUUUUGAAUUCAUGUUUUUCAGUCCGUUUCCCAACAUUGUAGCUUUCCUAAAGGUGUAUCACGAGGUUAAAACGUAUUAUAAGUCAGAUCAAGUCAAGUUAGUCAAUUGGUUCCGCCCAAAAACACAAUCACGUUGCCUUUGUUUUAAAUCUCUUUUUGCAUAUGGCUCUGUGAAUAACGAAGAGGAAGGGAUAAAAAUGCAAAAGCGAGUUGAGCAUAUCCAAAGAAUCGAAAGCCAGCGUUUCUUUUGUGUUUGCGUGUUACAUCGAAGUAUCUUGUAGGUUUGUGUUUAUUUAAAGACGCACUGGAGGGAUUUUUAUCUAAGUUUUAACAACUUGGCAUCCUUCCCGCCUGCUUCCACUUGUCACUAGAUAGUGCUUGCUUGCGGAUUCACUCUGUCCCCAAAUCGAGGGUUUGUUAAGUUCCCUUUCCUUUCGCAUCGUUCCAUAGCUGCAGCUGGAAAUCUAGUGAACCGGAAGUCUGAAAUGAACAGAGCGUUGUCAUAAUGUUAUUACUUUGUCGUUUUUAUGCGGCUUUUUGUUUCAAUUUGUGAUCACACACCAGUGCCGUGUUAAAUUGCUUUUUUAGUUCUCUCAUUUCACUCGCAGUUGUUCCCCACUGGAGUGCAUCGGGAACUUCACAGGUUACAUGUCUCUUGUCUCGGACAUGUUUUAUAUAGGUAUUUCUCUUAACAUCAUUUGGAAGAAGAGCUUAGUACAGCCAACCGGCAUAAUAAGGCAGGCAGAAGCAAGUGGAAAGUGGAGCGAAUGCUACAGUGAUUUAAUAAAUUAAAAUUCUUACCCUGA
Anopheles bellator is the source of this 2782-nucleotide messenger RNA. It is a transcript of the gene ERp44, whose product is annotated as endoplasmic reticulum resident protein 44. The coding region runs from base 574 to 1791 and encodes 405 amino acids. The transcript is spliced from 7 exons. The record is from RefSeq and is a predicted model, not a curated record. NCBI's taxonomy places the organism in Eukaryota, Metazoa, Arthropoda, Insecta, Diptera, Culicidae.